This is a messenger RNA of Misgurnus anguillicaudatus (oriental weatherfish), 3042 nucleotides long. NCBI's taxonomy places the organism in Eukaryota, Metazoa, Chordata, Actinopteri, Cypriniformes, Cobitidae. The record is from RefSeq and is a predicted model, not a curated record.
GUUAAUUCUGAUGCUUUUUAAUAUUACUAUAUUACACAUUUUAUAGCUAAAAUCAUUAGUGCUGUGGUGUUCUAAUGGUUUCGUGAGAAUCACCCAGCCCUCCCAUUCGAAUAAUCUGUUUGUACUGUGCCUGUAUCUUUGCAACCUUUAAGUUGCUACACAAAAAGACAGCCAUUGCUGGUAAAACACAAUGCCUUUGUUUUCUAAUGCGUCAUAAAGCUAUCUUGCUAUUUUCACCAAGGUCACACGUCCCCCAUCCGGGCCUAGCUGUGGAAAAACACUGUCAUGGCAAGCAACAGAGAGACAACUUAAUUCAUUUAGACCUCAACCAUAAAACACAUUAAAACUAUACUUUAUAUAAAACAUUUAUACUAAGCUUAAGAUAAAACACUCAAAAUUUCUCUACCAUAAAAGCUGUCGGUGUCACGCGUUCAUGUGUUUUGGGGGUGUGGCUUUAGAAGAAACCCAGAAGGGAGGGGGUGGAGUGAAUGGAAAAAUUAGCUGUGUUUAAAACAGUGGUGAGAGGUCUACAGACACUCGAUUUUUAUACUCUCUUUUUCAGAGUACUUACAUUUUACUUAUGUAUUGAUAUAUAAAGACAGUUUAAACUAAUUUGUAAAAAAGUUUUUUUUUACAUAAUUCCUGCCUAUCCUGCCUUUAACAGUUAUCAUUUCAUUAUCAUUGUAUACCUGAGGCUUAACACCGCUGUGUAAAAUUUUUUCAAUCCCAGUAGGAGUUGCUAACAUGUUUCAAAAAUAAUGUGAUGUUUUAAUUCACAGUGAUUAAAACAUGCAUAAAUAAAAAUCUUGCAGCAUAAUUUUGUUUAAAACAUCAACAUUUAAGGUAAUUUCAGUUGAAUUUCUACCCUUAGGUGAGAUAAUAUAAAGUAGUGUUUAAAAAUGUAAUGAAUAAAUUAAAAUUCAUUCAUUGAGAAAACGCGCAUUUGCACGAUUAAUUGUUACAGCCCUAGUUAAAAUACCUGUGUGUAGCUUUGGAAACAUGGGGGUGAGUGCAGGAGCACAUAUUUUUUGGUUGACUGUAUAAUCGUAUAUUCAUUCAGACUCAGUAUUGUUGACUUCACUGUUAUACUUUGCUAUAUUGAAACAAUCUUCAAAUGGAUGGAGAAUAAACAACAAACUUUUAUUGCUUCCCACUCAGCUCCUUGGCUGUUUAAAACGGGUUAUUGUGCCACUACAGAAUCAAUUAAAGUUCGACAAACAAUUAAAUCAGUCAAGACGUCAUUUUUAACAUUUGUAUGACCUUGCAUGCAUGUCUGCUUAUGACCAAACAAUAUGUUUAUUUAUGUUUGUAUAUGAUACAGUUUAUAUACAUUAACUUAAUUUCCAAAAAUUCCCAUAAAUUCCUGUUAAGUUUCUGAUUAAGGAUAUUUAAAAAUUCUCCAGAUUAAGUUUUCAUGGACAAUUUCUGGAAAUUCACCAGGAACUUUCCGCCCCUUAGCAAACCUAUUUGAAAUUUUUAAAAGAUUUUUGUCAAUGAUUUUGUCAUUAAUUUAAAUAUAUUUUCUCUAUUGUUUUUUUCUGGCCAUAUCAUUUCAUUGCUGAGGUCACUUUGUGCCGUCAGUGCAGACGUGUUUCACAUGGAGCUAUAAUUUAAGUACAAGUAUUAUGUGAUGUUUAGGUCAUGUUUUCACUUAUCUGUAUUUUUGUCUGUUGCUUUUGAAGAUUAAAACUGAGCAACAGAGAUCUUAAAAGUGGGAGGGAUAUAGACAGUGGUGCUCUCUAUUUAUCCCACAGCGUCCACAGAUCAAAUAAAAUAAAUAAAAUCUGUAUUCUGGGUGGGUCCUGAUUCGUUUUCAAUGCAGGAAAUCCCUGCUGCAAUAAUCAGGUGAUGUCUGAAUCAUUUCACUUUGACAUGUGUAACUAACUUCUAUUCAAAACCUUGAUCGCUCGAUUUAAAUAAAAUGAAAACGUUUAUUCAAAUGAAUUAAAAAAAGGAAAAUCGCCCAGGUCUACACUAAAUUAAAUGUUUUAAUGCCUCUCUUUUCAUUUCUAGUUCACACCCAUAGAGUGAAAGUGAUUGAGACCUUCAGUGAAGCUCCUCCUACAACAAUCCACCAAUAAAUGCUGGAGUCAAACACACAGAGAAAUCACUCCAUGUGUGACAACUGAAAUCUUCAUGACAUAAUGUUGAUGCUGGUGAAAGAGGAGCUUGAGAAGAUGACAGAUCCACAACCAUGCAGAAUAAAGGAUGAAGAUACUGAGGAACAAAUAGAUAUGAUGGAAGUGAAAGAGGAGAGUCAAGCUGAAGUGGAUGAGAAACAUCAGAUUAUAAAAAUAAACCAUAAUGUUUCACAGAAAGAAACUCUGAAGACAGAAGACAUAAAGUGUGAAAAUAGUUUCAGUGAAGUUGAACGCCCUGAAGAUCACAAGAGGACUCACAGUGAGGAGAAACCUUUAACAUGUCAACAGUGUGGAAAGAGUUUCAGAAGAAAAGUUAACCUUAAAGCACACAUGAGGAUUCACACUGGAGAGAAACCACAUGUGUGCCAUCACUGUGGAAAGAGUUUUAUAACUGCAGGUGAACUUAAGAAACACAUGAGGACUCACACUGGAGAAAAACCUUACACUUGUCAACAAUGUGGAAAGUGUUUCUCUAUUGAAAGUAACCUUAAGAUUCAUGCAAGAGUUCACACUGGAGAGAAACCGUUCACAUGUCAACCGUGUGGAAAGAGUUUCACCUUUCAAUCGAACCUUAACCGCCACAUGAAAACUCACAGUGGGGAAAAGCUACACGCGACACUUGUCAUCUGUGUGGAAAGAGUUUCGGAACAAAUCCUAACCUUAAAGCACACAUGAAGAUUCACAAUGGAGAGAGACCAUACAUGUGUCAACAGUGUGGAAAGAGUGUCAGGAUGAAACCAAACCUUAAUGAACAUUUGAUCACUCACACUAAAGAGAAACCAUUAACAUGCCAUGACUGUAAAAAGAGUUUCAGAACAAAAUCUAACCUUAGCACACAUGAGAGUCCACACUCGAUAGAAACCAUUCAGCUGAGGUCUUUUAAUAAAACUGUUUGUAGGAU